Triplophysa dalaica is the source of this 1648-nucleotide messenger RNA. RefSeq lists its product as uncharacterized. NCBI's taxonomy places the organism in Eukaryota, Metazoa, Chordata, Actinopteri, Cypriniformes, Nemacheilidae. The record is from RefSeq and is a predicted model, not a curated record. The coding region runs from base 41 to 1279 and encodes 412 amino acids. The transcript has 7 exons.
CAGCCUAAGUUACCAUGUGCAGCAUAAACGUUUUGAAAAUAUGAUUUAUAAAUCGGUUUUAUGCGCUUUGUGCUUAUGGCUUGCACGUGGUGUGUUUGGUGCUGAUGCAGAUGAAGUGAAGUCAGUGUCAGUGAUGGAGGGAGAUUCUGUCACUCUACACACUGAUCUCACUCACAUACAGACAGAUAUACAGAUACUCUGGACUUUUAAACUAAACACUCGUUUGGCUGAAAUCAUUAAAAGGGAACAGAUGAACAUUUUUUUUGUUAGUAAGGAUGUGAUAUUCAGAGAUCAUCUACAGAUGAACAAUCAGACUGGAUCUCUAACCAUCACAAACAUCAAAACUGAACACUCUGGACUUUAUCAACUACAGAUCAUCAGUGACAAGAUCUCAUUCACAAGUUUUACUGUUAUUGUCCAUGGUGUGUUUGGUGUUGGUUCAGAUGAAGUGAAGUCAGUGUCAGUGAUGGAGGCAGAUAAUGUCACUCUACACACUGAUCUUACUAACAUACAGACAGAUGAUCAGAUACUGUGGCAGUGUGUUAAUCGAGGGACUCGUAUAGCGCAAAUAUAUAAGAAACAUAUGGACAUGUUUGACAGUAAAGUGUUAUUUGGAGACAGACUGAAACUGGACAGUCAGACUGGAUCUCUCACCAUCACAAAAAUCAGAAUCACAGACACUGGACUCUAUAAACUACAGAUCAUCAGUGACACAGGAAAUUCAUACAAGAGAUUCAAUGUAACUGUCAGUGUCUAUUCUCGUCUGCCUGUUCCUGUCAUCUCCAGAGACUCUUCUCAAUGUUCUUCACCAUCAGAAAGAUCUUCAGUGUCAAAAUGUGUGUUGUUGUGUUCAGUGAUGAAUGUGACACAUGUGAGUCUCUCCUGGUACAAAGGAAACAGUUUAUUGUCCAGCAUCAGUGUGUCUGAUCUCAACAUCAGACUCUCUAUACCUCUGGAGGUGGAAUAUCAGGAUACAAACACAUACAGAUGUGUCAUCAACAAUCCCAUCACAAACCACACACAACAUCUAGACAUCAACAAUGUCUAUGAGGCAUGUUCAGGACUCAUGAUGAAGCAACACUGGGUGGGAAUCACAGUAUUUAUUGUAAUGCUGGUUAUGGCGACUGCAGCUUUGGGUGUAUUGUGGUUUCUCUACUACAGGAAAACUAGACAUGUGGUUCAGACUCAUGAUGAGGCAGAUACAACAUUAAGUGCACGCCAAAAUGAGAUUUCGAAAGUUGAUGAACACACAGUGUAUUCAAGUGUUGCUCUGAGUUGACGUCCUCCUCAUAUCAUCUGUGCGUCUUCAUUAUGAACCAGACAUUUAUGUUGUACAUAUUUAUGUUAUGAUAUUUAUGUUGUACAUUUUUGUAUGUUAUGAUGUUUGUAUUUAUUUAUUUUGUAAUUAAUAUAUACUGUAAUGUUGGAUUUCUAUAAAUAACUGAUCCACAAAUAUUUUAUUGUGUCAUACCCCACAUGCACAACAUGUGACGGUUUUAUGGGAUUUUGGAGUUGGAUAGCUUCUUCCGCCACAUUUAACUUUCUUUUAAUCUAGAUCUUUUGACUUUUUAGUGGUCUUCGUAAAGUAAUGUAAAUGGUUUUUGAUGACACAAGUGAAAAAUAUAUAUAUAUUUUGAUUGGACUUUAA